AUGUCUACCCCCGAAAUUCUGUCCAUCCCACCUGCGGAGAUCACAAGCAGCAAAUCUCAUAUUCUGCCUGGGCAAUUGCAUGUUACAGAAUUCUUCUUCACCGUCCCUCUCGACUACAACAACAUCGAUGGCGGUUUAAGCAUCAAGCUGUUUGCCCGUCGAGUCAAGAAGCAUGAGGUUCCCAUCUUCCCUCCCGAAGAUGAUGAGAACAAGAACAAUGCAGAUUGCAAAUCUGAAGAGGCGCCUAAACCAUACAUGGUCUAUCUCGAAGGUGGCCCUGGUUUUGGCAAUCGUGAACCGCAAGAUCAUCCUCUUACCCACCACGCUCUAGCAAGGGGAUACCAGCUUCUUCUGCUCGACCAUCGCGGCGUUGGACUGAGCUCACCAGUCAGCCAUGAAGUUCUCAGCCAGUGCUCCGACAAUGUUCAAUACCGUGCUUCCUACCUCGGCCUCAUGCGUCAAGACAACACAGUUCGUGACUGUGAGGCUGUCCGCAAGUGCCUUACCGCCUCAUGGCCCGCCUCUAAGCAGACAUGGUCUCUCUUCGGGCAAUCCUACGGAGGUUUUGUUUCUCUAUCCUACCUUUCUAUGCACCCAGAAGGCUUGCGAGAAGUCUUUCUCACUGGCGGUCUGGCCCCUGUGGGUAAGAAACCCGACACAGUAUACGAAGCUACCUUCCGCAGAGUUAUGGAACGCAACGAGCAAUAUUACGAGAAGUUCCCAGAGGAUGUGGAAAACGUCCGUCAAAUUGCUAGUUAUAUCGAGAGUAAACAAGGCAAGAUUCCUUUGCCGUCGGGAGGCUUCCUCACAGUUCCCCGUCUCUUGACUAUGGGCAUCUCCUUUGGAGGUCACGGAGGCUUCGCUUCGGUCCACGCGGCGAUCUUGACUCUGAAAACAUCUCUUGACAUGUUCGGGUUUCUCACUAGAGCAUCUCUAGUGCCACUUGAAGGCUGGACUCCAUUCGAUACUAAUAUCAUCUACGCCAUCCUCCACGAAGCAAUCUAUUGUGAUGGUCCCGGCGUGCCAUCUUGCUGGUCAGCAAACCGUGUGGGAAGAUCUCUCAAGCCCUUUGCUUGGCUCAACAGCGACUUCUCCACGGCUUCAACCAGUGGACCGCUCUACUUUUCAGGUGAAAUGAUCUUCCCUUUCCAUUUUGAGACACACCCAGAGCUCCAGAUGCUUCGUGACGAGGCUGAAAUCCUAGCCAACCGCGACGACUGGCCUGCGUUAUACGACCAAGACAAGCUUCACAACAACAAAGUUCCUGUAUAUGCUGCAUCAUACGUCGAGGACAUGUAUGUUGAUUACGACUUUGCCAGAGACACAGCCAAGCUUGUCAAGGGCACCAAAACCUUUGAGACGAACGUGAUGUAUCACUCGGCUUUGAGGGCAAAGUCAGAGGAGGUUUUACAUCAGCUGUUUAGUCUGAGAGAUGAUGUUAUUGAUUAA
This is a messenger RNA of Fusarium coffeatum, 1449 nucleotides long. RefSeq lists its product as uncharacterized. Lineage: Eukaryota; Fungi; Ascomycota; Sordariomycetes; Hypocreales; Nectriaceae. The transcript has a single exon. Bases 1 to 1449 code for a protein of 482 amino acids. Gene Ontology annotation, molecular function: peptidase activity. The record is from RefSeq and is a predicted model, not a curated record. Gene Ontology annotation, biological process: proteolysis.